Molecule: messenger RNA, 8366 nt
Organism: Grus americana (Whooping crane)
Lineage: Eukaryota; Metazoa; Chordata; Aves; Gruiformes; Gruidae
Gene: SIPA1L3
Product: signal induced proliferation associated 1 like 3
Exons: 22
Coding region: 2012-7060 (1682 amino acids)
Biological process (GO): epithelial cell morphogenesis; activation of GTPase activity; regulation of small GTPase mediated signal transduction
Cellular component (GO): cytoplasm; plasma membrane; Golgi apparatus
Molecular function (GO): GTPase activator activity; protein binding
Source: RefSeq, a predicted model, not a curated record
UAUAUUAUCCUAAGAAGUAGGAUGAGGUUCCCUCGUGGAUUGAUUCCUGCCAGAGCAUGAGCCUGGCUAUGCAGAUAACAGAAUCAUUCAUUCAGGUUGCGGUGCUCCGACAACGUAGAAAUUCGAUAUCGGAUGCUGGAAAUGAAUAAAUGGGGAAUAGACGCCGCGAAAAACCUCGUGAGAUGCUAAACUGCUCUUUUUUUUCCUUAAAAAUUAGCUCCGAAGCCAUAAAGAAUGGGAGGCAAUGUAUUUUUAGCUCAGCUGGUUCAGCAGCCUUGUGCAGCACUCAAGGAAGGGAAUAGCCCCCCCCAGUCCUCCCCGGAUGCGCAUUUAUGCUCCUGCAUCCCUUUUUUUGGGGGGGGAAGAGCGUCCCAGGAAUCCUAUGUCCUCCAUGCUUCAUCUUCAUCCUCCCUCUUCAUCUCAGCGGCUGUUGGGAAGAGAUUAAGCGAGAUUAUUUCAAGAGGGAGAUUAAAACGGGAGGGGGUUUGGUGUUUUUUUUUUUCUCUCUAGGAAUAAAUCAGCCGUGAUGGAGCGAUUCAGGGUGUCAGGGGCGUCUUGGGGUGUGAGAAUUGACACGUGAUGGUCCUGGAACCCCCCUGGUUCAGCCUCUGCUUUCAUUUAAAUCCCUAAAUCUGGUUAUUCCUCACCUUUCCACUGUAUUUUAAUCCAAACUCGCAUAAUUUGGAGGCUUACAGAAGGAAGGAGAGGGUCUCUCUCCUGCCAGACACAUAGCUCGGAGUGGAAUACGGAUGGAUUUAAUUAAUCACCCACUGAUUCGCAGCCCGGGUGAGAGGCUCGCCGCUGGAGGAGCGUCGAACACUGAUUUUGGGGUGGAAAGAUCGGAUUUUAUUAAUAACGGAUGUAUAUUUUCAGCCGGGUGAUACUGUGGUUUGGCGGAAGCACCGAUGGUUUGUGAGGUUAAUCCAAAACCUCCAAGUUUUCCAGAUAACGCAGGGAUUUAGAAAUCUGUUCCGAAGAUUGAUUUUUUUUUUUUUUUUUGCCCAUUGGCUCUGGAUCUGGAUUGGGACAGUGGAAUUUUGUCUCCAGCCCUUUCCCCAAAUCAGGAUGGGCUGAGGAGGAACUGGAAAAGCAUCCUCCUCCUCCUCUUCCUCCCACCCCACUCCUGCCUGGCAAGGGGUAAAUUUUUUCCUCAAUUAUUGCCGGCGAGAUUUGGCUUUGCCAGCUGGGGAUGCUCCUCCAAGAAGAUCUGCCUUUGUACCUGAUGCCCGCUCGUUAGGCUGCAUUUAAUUAAGGCUUUCAGGCAGACCGACCUCGAGGAACAAAAUACCUCCCAUUGUAUAAGAUGAUCAGGUUCAAGACCACCUGAGGAACCUCAACGGAUGCAAGUCUGUGUAGUUCAAGAACACCUGAGGAAUCUCAGGAGACACAAGUCUAUGUAGUUCAAGACCACCCAAGGAACCUCAGCGAACAUAUGUCUGGCUGGCAGGCGGUCACCAGCAGCGCUCCUCAGGGCUUGUUAUAUUGAUCAACCAUCUGGAGGCAGGAGUUGAAGGUGUCAAGGUGUGAGGUGCUGUUGAGUCUCCUGAGGGACAAGAUGCCUCCAGAGGGAUUUAGAUAGAUUGGGGAUGAAGGGAUGGAAAGUGGAGAAGGACUUGGAGGAUGAAAAGCCCAGAAAGCCAAGUGGAUCCUGGGCUGCGGCAGAAGCAGCACGGCCAGCAGAUCGAGGGAGGUGAUGCUUCCUCUCUGCUGUGGUGAGAUCCCACCUGGAUCACUGCAUGGAACUCUUGGAGCAGAUCCGGAGGAGACCACAGAGAUGAUCAGAGGGCUGGAACACCUCUGCUGGAAGAGUUGGGGAUGGCCAGGGAGACGUGGCGACGUCCUACAUGAGCACCGACGCUGAGGAGAACCAUGCGGCAGAAGCGUGGCCAAGCCGGGAGCUGUGGGGUUUUGCUCGCUGGCAGUCAGACGGCGGUGACCGAAGCCGUCCUGGCACGACGACGGCAAUGAGCGGCUCUGUCCCCCUGCCUUGGCUCGGCUCUGUCGCCGGACCAUGAGCUCCCACCGCCCCCCACGGCAUGACGGCGCCGAUGCCGAGGGUUGCCUGCCGGCAUUUUGGGCGCAAAAUGGCAGCUUGCCGACGGUGGGGGGAGAACCUCCUCGCCUGGCCCCCACCACGCCGGCCGUGCCCAAAAUGGGGGUGCGUGCCCGCAUUGCCGACUGGCCCCCCAAGAGAGACGCUGCCAAGGACCCCCCUGCUGGUACAAGCCCGUGUCGGGAGGCAGCGGGCAGCCGGGAUGCCGCUUGCUGCCGGGGUUUUACCGGUGGGCAGCAGCCCCUCACCGGCGUUUCGGGCUUCAAAGCCCUUCACCGCCUGGCACGGCGGCGAUCCAAGGAUGUGGAAUUUCAGGAAGGGUGGCCCCGUUCCCCGGCAAGGGGUUUGGCACCGCUGCGGCACCGGAGCAGCAGCGAGGUUACGCUGAGCGAGUGUGACCCAGAGGAGCCAGCAGAGCCGCGGGGGACCAAGCUGGGAGGAGGCGCUGGGCUUUUCCGUGAGUACGGCAGCACCUCCUCCAUCGAUGUGCAGGGCAUCUCGGAGCAGAGCUUCUUCGAUAUGCUCAACGAAUUUCGGACCAAGAAACCAGAUCGGCGAGCCGCGACGCCCGAGCGUCUCGGAGAGGCUGGUUUUCCUCCGGGAUCGUAUCCUGGGAUCAAGACUGAGGGUAGGAACGCGCCCCGGGACGAACCGUUGGUGCAGUCCAAGGAGAAGCCCCGCAGGAGGUGUCCCAAAGGUGAUGCUGGAGGUGAAUCCAUCUUCAAGAAGCUCCGGAGCGGCCGAAACGAGGGAGAGCCAGGGAAGGAGCUGGAGGAGCCUCGGGCCCCUGAGCCGGGCAAGGCCUGGGUGUGCCAGAAGAGCUUCGCCCACUACGACGUGCAGAGCAUGCUCUUCGACCUCAACGCCGUGGCCAUCAACCGCGCUGUGGUAGCCCAACGGCGAAACACCACCACGGGUGCCUCGGCCGCUUCGGCCGCCACCAUUCGUGCCAGUGGAUUAGGGGGAUCAGAUUCGGCGUUUGCCAGCACCGAAGACCUCAACUGUAAGGAGAACUUGGAACAUGACGUGGGGGAUAACACCAGCAACGAGCUUCUCCUCAGCUGCCCCCAUUUCCGCAACGAGAUCGGUGGCAGCGGCGAACGUAACGUCAGCUUCUCCAAAGCCUCGGCGGGAUCUCCGGGGAUGCCGACGGCCGAGGGGGGCUUCCCGGAACCCGUCCUUGACGUACGCCCCACCAACGCCGGCGUCUCGGUGCUGGAGGUCCCCAAAGAGCUACAGAGGAACCCCAACCGGCUCAAGCACUACAGCGUCGAGCACGUUGACCUCGGCGCUCGCUAUUACCGGGACCAUUUCCAUGGCAAAGAGCACUCAAACUAUUUCGGGGUGGACGAAAAAUUGGGCCCGGUGGCUGUCAGCAUCAAACGAGAGAAGCUGGAGGACCACAAGGACCAUGGCCCCCAGUACCAGUACAGGAUCAUCUUCCGGACCAGUGAGCUCGUCACCCUGCGUGGCUCCAUCCUGGAGGACGCCACCCCCACUGCCACCAAGCAUGGGACGGUCCGGGGGCUCCCGUUGAAGGAUGCCCUGGAAUAUGUCGUUCCGGAGCUCAACAUCCACUGCCUUCGCCUCGCCGUGAGCACCCCCAAAGUCACCGAGCAGCUUCUCAAGCUGGACGAACAAGGGCUCUGCCGGAGGCACAAGGUGGGCAUCCUCUACUGCAAAGCUGGGCAGAGCUCGGAGGAGGAGAUGUACAACAAUGAGGAUGCGGGACCCCCCUUUGAGGAGUUUCUCUCUCUCCUCGGGGAGAAGGUUUGCCUGAAAGCCUUCAGCAAAUACGCGGCCCAGCUGGACACCAAGACCGACUCCACUGGCACCCACUCCCUCUACACCACCUACCAGGACUACGAAAUCAUGUUCCACGUCUCCACCAUGCUCCCCUACACCCCCAACAACCGGCAGCAGCUGCUGAGGAAGAGACACAUAGGGAACGAUAUCGUCACCAUCAUCUUCCAAGAACCCGGAGCUUUGCCUUUUACCCCCCAAAACAUCCGUUCCCACUUCCAGCAUGUCUUCAUCAUUGUCCGAGCCCACAACCCCUGUACCGAUAACGUCUGUUAUAGUGUGGCCGUCACCAGAUCCAAAGACGUCCCACCCUUCGGACCCCCCAUCCCCAACGGCGUCACCUUCCGUAAAUCCGACGUCUUCCGCGAUUUCUUGCUGGCCAAGGUGAUCAACGCGGAGAACGCCUCUCACAAAUCGGACAAAUUUCACACCAUGGCCACGCGAACCCGACAGGAAUACCUGAAGGAUUUGGCCGAAAACUGUGUCACCAACACACCCAUCGAUUCCGCUGGGAAGUUCAACCUCAUCUCCUUGGCUUCCAAAAAGAAGGAGAAGAUGAAAGCCCGAGUGGGCGCCGAGCAGCACAGUGCGGGGGCCAUUGCCUGGCGCGUUUCUGCUCAGGAUUUCGCUCGGGGAGCAGAGAUCUCUUGUGCUUUGGGUAUCUCCAACGAAUUUGUGGUCUUGCUUGACCUCAGCGCCAAGGAAGUGGUCUUCAACUGCUUCUGCGGGGACGUCAUCGGCUGGACUGCCGACGUUUCCACCGUCAAGAUCUUCUAUGGCCGAGGAGAUCACAUCUUCAUCCGUGCGGCUGAGGGAGGCCCCGAGGACAUCAAGGAGAUCGUGCAGAGGCUGAAGGUGAUGACAGACGGCUGUGAGACAGUGGACAUGACCUUGAGGAGGAAUGGGCUGGGUCAGCUGGGUUUUCACGUCAAGUACGACGGCACAGUGGCGGAGGUGGAGGAUUAUGGUUUUGCCUGGCAGGCCGGCCUGCGGCAGGGCAGUCGGCUGGUGGAGAUCUGCAAGGUGGCGGUGGUGACGCUGACCCACGAUCAGAUGAUUGAUCUGCUGCGUACCUCUGUCACAGUCAAGGUUGUCAUUAUCCCGCCCCACGAGGACGGAGCCCCUCGCAGGGGCUGGGCUGAGUCUUUGGAGCUGAACAACGCGGAGCCAAAGGGAGAGACGGAGAGUUUGCCAUCCGGCUACCGACCGCCAUACCGGAGCAACGCCGGCUGGCAGUGGAGCGGCCCAGCAUCCCACAACACAACCCCGGCGGGUAAAUGGGCUGAACCACUGCCCAUCGGCCACGGGCAGGUGAUUGGCCGGUUGGCCAAGCAGCCCACUGUACCCUACCGGGAACCGCAGCCCCUGCACAGCAAGAGGCCGGUCAGCUUUCCCGAAACACCCCAUCCCACCUCAUCCUCGCCGGCAGGAGUGGAGAGGGCGCAACCGUACCGGCAGCCGUCCGGCAGCUUCUCUGCGCCAGGUAGCACUGGGACAGCCUACGCUCGCUAUAAACCCUCUCCAGAACGGUACGUGGCCUCGCAGCGGCCGCCAUUGCCCUUCGAGCCGCAUGCCGGCCAUGAUGGCCCCUCCAGCGGUGACUCCUCAUCUGGGGGGCUCAGUAGCCAUGAGAGCACCAUGGAGCGGCACAAACCGGAGCCCCUGUGGCAUGUGCCAGCGCAGUCCAGGUUGCCGGGGAGCAGCGGGGGCAAGCGAUCCAGCAGGCAGGAGCCGACAGGCAAGGACUCUCCCAACCGGCACUCCAAGGGUGACACUCAGUAUUCGAGCCACUCCAGCAGCAACACGCUCUCCAGCAAUGCCUCCAGCAGCCACAGUGACGAACGUUGGUUUGAUGUUCCUGAUCCUGCCGAAACCGAACCAGAUCCGCUAUCCAAAGGUGGUUCCAGCGACAGUGGCAUUGACACCGCGCUCUACGCCUGCAGCCCUGGGGGUGCCGGUCCCAAACUCCCCCGCCCAGUGCCGCAGAGGGACAAGGUCCCCAAACCCCCACCGGUGUCUUACGCCAGUUUACAGGAUGAUGGUGGCCGUCCUGGUGACAAGAAGAGGGAACCAUCCCCCACUGUCAGCACCGGCAGCCAGGGUAAAAGCUACCGGCACAAAGCGGGGACCCUCGGAGUCUCGGGGACCCCUGGUGGUAGCCCCGACCCCUUCAAGCAGCCUAGCUCAAACUCACGGCCGGGCUACCCCAGCUACAAAACCCCCUCAACCGAUGCCCCCCGGCCCCCCAACGCUUCCCAGCUCUCCGCUUCUGUCCCCAAAUCCUUCUUCUCCAAGCAGACGGUCAGGAACAAACACGCUACAGGAUGGAAACGCCCCGAUGAACCCGCAGACCCCAAAAAGCCGGUCGACGCAAACACCAAGAACGUUUUUGGGCAGCCACGACUCCGGGCGUCAUUGCGGGACCUUCGUUCCCCUCGCAAGAGUUACAAAUCCACCAUCGAGGACGAUCUCAAAAAACUCAUCAUUAUGGACAGCGCCGGCCCGGAGCCGGAGAGAGAGGGGUCCCCUCAGAAAGGUCUCCAGCGAACGCUGUCAGAUGAAAGCUUAUGCGGCGGGCGCCGGGAUGCCAGUUACGUUGCCGGCGCGGCGUCCCUGGACACCGACGUUCUUUUUGGCAACGCCUACCCUUCCAGCACCCUGCCCAGCCGCCGGCAGCACCCCCCCACCACCAACGGUAGCCUUCCCGAGAAGAAAUCCACCAUCUCUGCCUCCGAGCUGUCCCUGGACAAGCCCCCCCUGCGCCGGAUCGAUCCCGGAAUGAUGCCGUUGCCAGAUACGGCGGCCGGGCUGGAGUGGUCCAGCCUGGUGAAUGCCGCCAAAGCCUACGAAGUGCAGCGAGCCGUCUCCCUCUUCUCCCUCACCGACUCGGCACUGAGCCCCGACCCCCCUGCACCCCCCGAGAGGCAGCCGACGCCACGGGGGACGCACACGCCGUUCCCUGGGGACCCCAGCCAGGCCCCCCCUCUGGACCUGCCAGGGAAGGUGUCCCAGCUGGAAGCCAUGCUGAAACAGCUCCACAGCGACCUGCAGAAGGAGAAGCAGGACAAGGUGGUGCUGCAGGCGGAGGUGGCCAACCUGCGGCAGAACAACCGCCGGCUGCAGGAGGAAUCGCACUCAGCCGCGCGGCAGCUGCGGCGCUUUGCCCGCAUCUUCUCCGGCGCUGUUGAGAAGGAAGAGCUGUGAGCAAGGAAAAAAAAAAAAGGGGGGGGGGGGGCCCUGGGGACACUGACACCCCCCCCCCCCCAGGGACACUGACACCCCCCCCCCAGGGCUGCUGGACUGUCCCUAUGGGACCAGGAGCAGCCUGACAGGGCUGAGGGCUUCCGUAUGGGACUGAGGGCUUCCAUAUGGGGCUGGGACCAUCCCUGUAAGGACUGGGAGCAUCCACAGGGGACCAUGAGCAUCCCUAUAGGGGCUGAGGGCCUCCAUAUGGGGCCCAGACCCAUCCCUGUAGGGCCCUGAGCCUCUAUAGGUAGCAGAGAGCAUCCUUGUAGGGACUGGGAGCGUCCAUAUGGGACCCAUAGGAACUGACGGCCUCCAUAUGGGGCUGGGAGUGUCCAUAUGGCACCAUGAGCCAUCCCGAUAGGGACAGAGAGCAUCCAUACUGGGACCACGAGCAUCCCUAUAGGGUCAAGAGCCUCCAUACAGGGCCAGGACCCUCCCUAUAGGGCCAGAAGCAGCCCUGUAGGGCCGGGAGCCUCUAUAUGGGACUGAGAGUAUCCAUACAGGGCUGGGACCAUCUCUAUAGGCCCAGGAGCAUCCACGUGGGGCUGACAGCCUCCCUAUAGCGAUUAAGAGCUUCUGUAUGGGGCCGUGAGCCUCCAUACAUGCGCAGUAGCCACCAUAUGGGACCAGGAGCCACCCCUAUAUGGCUGGGAGCAGCUGGGGGGGGGAGUGUUAACUACAAAGGCAAUAAGGGGGUGAGGGGUGUCCCCCCCACCCCCCCAGCCCCCUUUUUUUUGGGUGCAAACUAAUUAAUAAUAAUAAUUAAUAAUAUAAUAAUUAAGAAGAAUCUUCCAGGAGAGUUUGAGGUGUUAACGAGGAACCUAACGAGCACUUUCCAGAAAAAAAAACACAAAACCCUAAAUUAUUUUCUAGAGGAAACAAUGCCCGGAGUGGCUCAGGAAGGGUAAACCUGCCCCCCCCCCGUGCCCUGCCUAAACUUCUUCCCUGCCCCCCCCCCCCCCGCCUCUCCCCCCCCAUCUUCUUUAUAAAACACUAUAUUUGUAUAAAUCGCACCGUUUCUAACCUUAUUUUUGCCUUUUUUUCUACCCAUUUUCUGCACUGCGGGAAGGGUGUGGGGGUGCCCACAAAAGCCACACUGUGAACCCCGUGGGGACCCCCCCAAACUGGAAGGGGGGGGCACUGCGAGCAUGCCCCCCCCCCUUUGUGUAUAUGGGAGCAUGUAUAUUAUUUUAUAUGGACCCUAUUGUCUUAUUUAAUGUGUGUGUGUCCCCGAAUACUUUUUGCUAAUAGGAAUAAAACCGCU